This is a messenger RNA of Globicephala melas (long-finned pilot whale), 1187 nucleotides long. RefSeq names its product cyclin dependent kinase 5 (gene CDK5). Gene Ontology annotation, cellular component: nucleus; cytoplasm. Gene Ontology annotation, molecular function: cyclin-dependent protein serine/threonine kinase activity; ATP binding. Gene Ontology annotation, biological process: neuron apoptotic process; protein phosphorylation; axonogenesis. The record is from RefSeq and is a predicted model, not a curated record. Lineage: Eukaryota; Metazoa; Chordata; Mammalia; Artiodactyla; Delphinidae.
GCAGGCAGUGGGGCGGGGCAGGACCGGAGGCUGGGGUGCCGCCUCCUCUGCAACGCCGGGCCCGGAGUCUCAGAACCCAGGGCCCGCAAGGGUCCUCGCGCGGCUGCCGCGAUGCAGAAAUACGAGAAGCUGGAGAAGAUUGGGGAAGGCACCUACGGAACAGUGUUCAAGGCCAAAAACCGGGAGACUCAUGAGAUCGUGGCUCUGAAACGGGUGAGGCUGGAUGAUGAUGAUGAGGGAGUGCCGAGUUCUGCCCUUCGGGAAAUCUGCCUACUCAAGGAGCUGAAGCACAAAAACAUCGUCAGGCUCCACGACGUCCUGCACAGCGACAAGAAGCUGACUUUGGUUUUUGAGUUCUGUGACCAGGACCUUAAGAAGUAUUUCGACAGCUGCAAUGGUGACCUAGAUCCUGAAAUUGUGAAGUCGUUCCUCUUCCAGCUGCUAAAAGGCCUGGGAUUCUGUCACAGCCGAAACGUGCUACACAGGGACCUGAAGCCUCAGAACCUGCUCAUAAACAGGAAUGGGGAGCUGAAAUUGGCUGAUUUCGGCUUGGCUCGCGCCUUUGGGAUCCCUGUUCGCUGUUACUCAGCUGAGGUGGUCACACUGUGGUACCGCCCACCGGAUGUCCUCUUUGGGGCCAAGCUGUACUCCACGUCCAUUGACAUGUGGUCGGCGGGCUGCAUCUUCGCAGAGCUGGCCAACGCGGGGCGGCCCCUGUUUCCUGGCAACGACGUAGAUGACCAGCUGAAGAGGAUCUUCCGAUAUUCUUCCAUCUCCCUUCACCUCAGGCCCUCUGGGAGGGGAUCUGGAAGCCCCUGGAGCUCAGAGUGCAGGCAGGGAGGGCGGCGGUGGGCUGGGCUAGGCCUGGUCAGGGCUUCUCCUGAGGGCAGAGGGUGCCCGCCGCCAGCUGGAGAGCCUGCAGCCUGCAGGCAAGGAGGGCUCACUCCUCCAACUGAGAGCCGAAUCCUUAGGCUGAAGGAGCCAAAAGGAGCAGGGGGACGAUUAGUGAGAGUGGGGGACCGCUGACCGCUUCAUCAGGACCAUGGACCUCAGGGUUUAGGUCAAAGUCGUUAACGGCUAUACAGAACCUGGCCUGCAGAAAACGGCACGCAGCUGGGACUGCGUCUGAGGGUCGCGUGGGCCGGGGGCCGCCUUCUGUCGUGAGCUGGGGGAUAAAGUGAGGGGGG